Molecule: messenger RNA, 793 nt
Organism: Phragmites australis (common reed)
Lineage: Eukaryota; Viridiplantae; Streptophyta; Magnoliopsida; Poales; Poaceae
Product: thioredoxin H4-1-like
Exons: 5
Coding region: 168-584 (138 amino acids)
Source: RefSeq, a predicted model, not a curated record
UAGCAACUACAGGGAGGGCUUUAUUGUACGGGUGUCAUCCAUCCACUGAUACUAAUCCGUAGAUUGCUUGUCGGCAACUUUCCUUUCCCCAACUCCGGCUUCGCGGCUUUACGCCUCCCUUGGCGCCAAAUCCACCCUUCAGUUUUGCCAGGAGUCAGUUGUUGAGAAUGGUAUUGAAGCUCCUCAUGCGAUGCUGCACUGCAAAGCAACACGCUGAUGACGAAGACAAGAUUGAUUUCGGAGGUGGCAAUGUUCAUGUCGUAACAAGCAAAGAGGACUGGGACCAAAAGAUUGCAGAGGCGAACAAGGAUGGGAAAAUUGUGGUUGUGAAUUUCAGUGCUUCCUGGUGUGGGCCAUGCCGGGUCAUUUCGACUGUUUACACUGAGAUGUCACAGACAUACCCCCAGCUCAUGUUCCUGACAGUUGAUGUCGACGAGUUGAUGGACUUCAGCUCGUCGUGGGACAUUCAAGCGACGCCGACGUUCUUCUUCCUGAAGAACGGGCAGCAGGUGGACAAGCUCCUCGGGGCCAACAAGCCUGAGCUCGAGAAGAAAGUCGCCGCGCUCGCCGACAGCGGCGCCUGACCGACCCUGGUGCAUCAAAGAUGGAUCAUCAUUCACCGGCCUGUACCGUUAUUCUAUUUGUGCUGCUCCUUCUCAUUGUGUGCCUGCAUCGGUGUGACAUCUUCUGCGAUGUGAUCUGCAUGCAGACUGUGCAGUCCCCCCCCCCCCCCCCGGCAAUGAUAUCUUAUGUAGUUUCUGUGGUGCUGAUCAAUGCACUCGUGAGUUUUUGA